UUUUCUGGCUAUCUAAAUAUAUGGAUCUUCGUAAAAUACAAACUUUAGUCCUCUUGUUCUCCUUAAUCAGUGCUGGCUUCGCCACAAAAACAGUUAAUUUGGUCACUUCAGGAACUCAGACGCUGAAUUUGAUUUAUCAAGAACCCCAAUCUGGAGAGGAAUUAAGAGUACAAGUACAGGUCAACCUAGAUUCUGUGUUAGGGAAUGGAAAUGUUGCCACCGCUAUAUGUGCCAAUACAGGGACAACAACUUUCUCUCUCAGUGAUGGUGCAACAGUUGAAGCAUUUGCUUUUAUGUUCUCUUGUGCAGUUUCUGGUGGAUGUACCGAUUCUCAAGGCGUAGGUGUCACCUUUUUUGGAAGUACGACUCAAUUCUCAUCAAGCAACUGGAACUGGAAGGUCAACACCAGAGUUGAUAUCUCUCCUGUUAACGUUGGGACAGAAGCUGGAGAUGGAACUACUAUUACAUCCACAUUUAGGCUUCCUUCUAAUUAUGCUGACUGGUCAAACGUCCCUCGUCAAGAUGUAACAGCUUACUUAAAAUGAUUUGGUAUCUUCAACGUAGCCACAGCUUCAGGAAAUAUUAAUGCUGAUCAGACUGUUACAUCAUGGGGAGCACAGUCAACCACUGUUACAGUUACUGCUUCGGACCUAGAUGGGUCAAGUAGCGGGACUUCAGGAGCUCUUGGUCAGUUUUCUCUGAUCAAAGUAGGAAUUUUAAUGAUGACAUUUGCUGUUUCAUCAUUCUUAUAUUAA
Messenger RNA from Moneuplotes crassus, 755 nucleotides. The record is from the annotation of a GenBank genome assembly. NCBI's taxonomy places the organism in Eukaryota, Ciliophora, Spirotrichea, Euplotida, Euplotidae.